Sus scrofa (pig) is the source of this 2523-nucleotide messenger RNA. RefSeq names its product osteoclast stimulatory transmembrane protein (gene OCSTAMP). Gene Ontology annotation, cellular component: membrane. Lineage: Eukaryota; Metazoa; Chordata; Mammalia; Artiodactyla; Suidae. The record is from RefSeq and is a predicted model, not a curated record.
AAGAGGAGGAAACAGAAAGAAUGAGAGAGAGAGAGAUGAGGUCCUGUGCCCAGGGUCACACAGCUAGGGAGGGACGGAGCUGUGGUUCAAAGCCAGAUCCACACUGGGCUAUAAAGACAGGAUGGGAGCUAGCCACUGUGGGGGAGACCAGAGCCACUGAGGAUUGAGGGAGUCGUAGCCGAGUCUAGUGGUCUCCUGUGGGUCCCCACGCCCUGAGAGUUAGGGAUCAGGCUCCUCUUGGGGCACAUAACUGUGCAGGGGGAGGGAAAGGGGAAGUCAAGCUGAGCUCCAGGCCCAGCACUACCCCUAAUGAGCUGUAAUGGCUUUUCGGAGCCUCAAUUUCCUCCUCUGUAAAAUGGGACUAAUUCUGCCUUCCUGCUAUCAGGAUUAGAGAUGUUGCUUGAAAAAGGCCUUUUCUCUCCUCCCACACCUUCUACCAUUCCUGUGUGCCUCCUUCCUUCGCCCAACCCCUUAAGAGGUGGGCCCAGCCUGGGCGGGGCAGGGCCACCAGAAGCACUUAAUUAAAGGCAGAAAAACAGAAGUGACAGGGUUUCCCAAGUCCUAGAAGACACAAUUCCCCCCACUUCCUCUCCACGUGCCGUCACUGCCUGAACCAGCCUGCCUGGAUCCGCUGCUGUUCAGAGAACAUGAGGACCCCCUGGGAGACAGCAGAGCCCCUCAUCAGGACCGGGUGGAGAUUCUGGUCCCAGGGGCUCUGCAAGGCCCUUGCCCCGCUGCAAGCUGCCUGGAUUGCCUUCUCCCAGCCUGUCCCAAGCAGCUGUGGCCAGCUGCUCACCCAGCUCCUCCUGUGCGGUUGCCUGGCCAUUGCCGCCACAGGUCUGACCUACCAAUGGCUGGCAUCCUUGCUGCUUUAUCCUCUAGGACCCUCAGCCAUGGUGGCCACUGUCUGUGGCCUCCUGGUCUUCCUGGGCCUGAGCCUGGUGCCUCCUGCCCGCUGCGUGUUUGCACUCAGUGUGCCCACCCUGGGCACAGAGCAGGGCCGUAGCCUACUCCUCUCCUGGAGUACCGCCACCCUGGCCAUUGCUGUGGUGCCCAACGUCUUGGCCAACAUGCACGCAGCUGGGCAGGUGCUGAGGUGUGUCACUGAGGGCUCUCUGGAGAGUCUGCUCAACACCACUCACCAGCUGCAUGCAGCAUCCCAGGCUCUGCGCCCUGCUGGCCAAGUGGGCAGCCAAGGCCUGACACUCCAGGCCCAAGGCAAUGGCUCUGCCUUCAGGCUCCACAUGCUCAAGGUCACUCAGCAGGUCCUGGAUGACUUCUCUGGCCUGGAGUCCUUGGUCCGUGUGGCAGCGCUGGGGACCCAGCGGGCGGUCACGGGGCUCUUUACGCUGGGUCUCCUGGUGGACUCGGCCUGGUACCUCCACCGCUACCUGACCAACCUGCAGUUUGAUAACGUCUAUGCUACCCGGCAGCUGGCUCAGCAACUGGCAGAGGUCGGGGCCACACACUUGGUGGCCUCCCCGCCAGCCUGGCUGCUCUGGGCGACCCGGCCGAGGCUGUCCCAGAGGGAGCUGCUGAAUUGUCCCCUAAAGCUGGGGAUGCUCACCCUGCUUCUGAUGGCCACAGCUGUGACAGUGGCCAUGGACCAUGCCGCUUUUCUCCUGGCACAGGCAGCUGUGGACUGGGCUCAGAAGCUGCCCACCGUGCCCAUCACACUCACCAUCAAGUAUGACGCUGCAUACACUGUCCUGGGCUAUCCCUUCCUCUUCAACCAGCUGCCUCCAGAGAGCCCCUUCCUCUCUUCCCACCACUCCUUCCAGUGGGAGCUGCGCUUCACCGCCCCCGGCUGCCCGCUGCUGCCCGCCCAGCGCCCACAUACAGCUGCCCCACUGGCUGCUGGCGCCCUGCAGCUUGUGGCUUGCUCCACGGUCCUCCUGGAGACCUAUGCCCGCCGCCUGCGGCACAGCAUCGCUGCCUCCUUCUUCAAGACCCAGGAGGCAAGGAGGGUCCGCCACCUUCAGGCCAGGCUCCAGCGAAGAUACAACAGGCACCAAGCCCAGCAGCUGGCCAGGGGAACUCCAUUGACCUUGACACCCAGCAAGCAGCCGGCAUGGCUAGACAGGCCCCUAGACACCUGGCAAAGAGAGAGCAGUGGGGCCGAGGGGAAAGAGCUUUGGAGUUGCCCAGCCCUGAGUUGUAACCUUGGCCCUUCUGCUCUUUCUCUGUGUGACCUCUCUGAGCCUCUGUUUCUACAUCUGCAUAACAACUGCGUAAUAACUACUGAUGAGACUUUCCACGCAGCAAUGUGAUAGGACGGGAUGUGAUGUUGGACAUCAAAGUCUUUGAUAAACAGAAUCAAGCUAUGCAAAGUGAAGACAAAGUUCCUCCGGCCCGUGGGGGAUGGGCAGGGUGGGGGCUUUGUCCAAGCUCCCAUCUGCAUCUACUGCUUUACCUGGCAGAUGGCGACUUUGCACCCUGACAAUAUUGAAAUUGGACUUAUUUAUGUCUCCCUGAAUCCUCUGAACCUAUUUAUAGUAAUUAAAAUUUUCUUGGAGUUCCCAU